CUCUUUUGGGCCUCAUCAAUUGAAGAAGUGAGUCCGUUGCAACAAUUACCAACUGACCACAAGAUGGACGUCCACACUCCGCUCACACCUCCAAACAACCCCGACGACAACGAGCCCUCCUACAUCGACUACGAAACCUUUCUCGACCCAUCCUUCAAACCGUCCACCUUCGCCAACACGCUCGUCCUCGCAACCAACAACCCCAAUGACUCCCCUCUCGACCUCUCGACCCCGCUCUCCAGGGUGCUCUUCGACAUCCAAGAGAUCGAUUCACACAUCGACCUGCUAACCACCCGCUCCGCUAUCCCCUUACUCUCACACACCCAAUCGCAGACCGAAGCAAGCACCCGCAUCCUCAACACCAUCGAAACCCAAAUCACGGCCCUCAACGACAGCUACCGCCAGCUCGAGCGCGAAGUCACGCAGAAACACGCCGAGGCCGACGAGGUGCGCACGGUCGCCGCCCGCCUGUGUGAAACCACCCGCCUUGCCCGCGCCGUGUCUCGCGCGCUGCAAUUGGGCCGUCAGCUCGAGGCCCAGCAUGCCGAGCUGACUGGCUCCUCCUCAACGAGCACUACUACUACUACUACGACGACGACGACGACGUCGUCGCGCGCCCGGGAAGACCACCGCGCGCUGGUGCGGUGCGUGCACACCCUGCUUGCGCUGCGGGAGUUGUUUGCUGGUUCUGCUGUGCCCGAGGCGGAAGGGUAUGGGUUAGACAAGGUUACCGUGGUGCGGACGCUGCGCGAGGGGGUGGUGGGACCCCUCGAGCGGGCGGUGCGGGAGACGGCGGAGCGGAUUGUCCGGGAGUUUUCGGUCGGGUCGGCGUCGGGGACGGCGACGUUUGCGCAGAGCGAGGAGGCGAGGGCUAGGACUGUGUCGGCUGUUACCGCGUUGUACUUGCUCACGCCGGUUCCUGUUCCGGUUUCUCCAGCUGGGGCUGGGGGUAAGGAGAAAGAGAAGUGGGUGCCCACGCUGAUGCUGCAGGCGCUGGAGGGGUAUUUGCGGUCUGCCCUGCAGAGCAGUGUGGCGGGCCUGUCGCGCGCGCUGGCGACGCUGCCGAGUUUGGAGCGCACGCUUGCUGAGGUUAGUGCGAGGUGUCAGAAUGUGGUGGCGCUGGAGGUGGUGUUGGAGGGGAUCAAGGUGCCCCCGCAUCCGCUGCUGAUUGCGGCGGGGAAGAAUCAGCCAGCAGCUGGGGAGAACAACAACAUGCUGCAGCCGUUACUGGCGUAUCUCGAGACGGGGUCGCUCGCGAGUUACUUCUGGCGCACCAUGGCGGGCAGCUUGGCGCCUCGCGUGCAGGAGAUUGUGGCCAAGGGGGGUGUUUCUGCCAGGACGCUCAAGACAAACCGCCAGAGCGUGGGCGAGGCCAUCAAGGAGUGCGUCGCCCGGGGUUGUAGGUUGCCGAGCGCUGUCGCUGCGGCGGCGAAGGGGAAGGGGAAGGCUACCGAGGGCGAGGCGACGACCAAGAAUUGGGAGAGGGAAGUCGCGGUUAUGGUGGGAAGUGUGGUCAACAAUCUUGGGCGGUGAUGGAGGGAGAUGCAGGGCUUAGGUAUGUGCUGUGGUGCAAUCUUUGGCAGGGUGAACUGCUAACCAUCGGAAGUUGUACGCGCCUUGCUCGCCGCCUGACCUGUAUUUCCAGCCCAG
Messenger RNA from Canariomyces notabilis, 1650 nucleotides. RefSeq lists its product as uncharacterized. Gene Ontology annotation, cellular component: COG complex. The coding region runs from base 64 to 1533 and encodes 489 amino acids. Lineage: Eukaryota; Fungi; Ascomycota; Sordariomycetes; Sordariales; Chaetomiaceae. The record is from RefSeq and is a predicted model, not a curated record. The transcript has a single exon. Gene Ontology annotation, biological process: intra-Golgi vesicle-mediated transport.